Aethina tumida (small hive beetle) is the source of this 5276-nucleotide messenger RNA. RefSeq names its product zinc finger protein 423. Gene Ontology annotation, molecular function: chromatin insulator sequence binding; zinc ion binding. Gene Ontology annotation, cellular component: nucleus; chromosome. The record is from RefSeq and is a predicted model, not a curated record. NCBI's taxonomy places the organism in Eukaryota, Metazoa, Arthropoda, Insecta, Coleoptera, Nitidulidae. The coding region runs from base 294 to 4187 and encodes 1297 amino acids. The transcript is spliced from 3 exons. Gene Ontology annotation, biological process: regulation of transcription by RNA polymerase II.
GUUGUUUGUAAUUGAACGGCGAUUUCGCGAAACCGACUAGAUUUUGCGAAUCACCCAACGGAAACGGCGGCGAUGUACGCGAACGUUUGACCAGCGAGCUGUAGAUACGAGCGGUGCGGCGAUGCGCUAACACCGUACGGCCGUUCAACCGCGACCGCCACAUAGAGUGCGAGUGUGAGUGAGUGGUGUGCCUCCUCUCAGUCAGUGCGGCACAGUCGUCCGGGGCUCGAGUCUCCGGCCCGGGGAUGCGGUGAGAUGUGAGCAGCGGGUGGUGGCCGAGAGAAUGCGCCGCGAUGGAGACGACGACGGCAACGACGAAGAUAUGCAGGACCUGCGGCAGAUUGGCGCAGCAGCACGUGAACAUCUUCAAAACGGAGGGACUCAAGUACAAAAUCGAGACGUGUUUACCCAUUGUCGUUUCCCCACAUAUCUUGUUGCCGGACACGAUAUGCACGACCUGUCUGGACAACGUCGAGAAUUUCUUCGACUUCAUCAAGAACUGCCUUCAGAACAUCAUAAUCCUGGAGCAGCAGUACGACGUGCACGAAUCCUGCCUGAAAACCAAACGGCGAUUCGAGAAAAGUUGCUCAGUAAGUCUGGGGCCAAGCACCGAGGACAAAAACAUCCAAACCGAAUACUUGGAGAUCCUACGCCUGGACUGGAACGAGGGUGUUAAACAAGAGGAGACAAGGCGUGAAGGGUUGGUGGAUUAUGAGCUGUCAGACCAGUCAGAUGGUGAAGAGGAUGGUGGCAAAGUAGAGUUGACAUCCAAGAAGCUGGUAAUGAACGACAUUAACUUGUACAUUGAUCAGUUGUUGACCCAGAAGACUGACAUUAAAAAGCACUACUUCGACGACGUCGAAAACAAUUUAAUAUCUGAAAUAACCCAGAGGAAAGACCUGAAAAGGAAAGGUGAUGUCAUUGAGACCCGACCAACUAAAAUAUUCAAAAUGGACACCUCAAACAGGAGGAAAAACAAGCAACCAAAGAAACUGGACUACAAAUCAGUCCCAUUAACCAACGGCUUGUUGCUGAACGACGUUCUAACGGAGCCGGAGGAGGUGCAGCCUAAAGUCGAACAACUCCAGAACAACACAGACUUCAACAAGGAUUUAACUUUGUAUUUACCUCAGAUAUGCCUGUUGUGCGAGUCCAGCUUUUCUGGGGCUGCGGCCCUGGCCACCCACGUGUACGAGACCCACGGCAUUGACAUGGCUGAGGUGGUGGGCCAACAGCCCAACGGAGUGCCCGAAUGUGCUGUGCAACCUCAGGAGACCGAGAAAAAGAAGAAAAUCCCCAACCUGGUGAAAAUAUCCGACUUGAAAAAGGAGGCGACCGACGACAACGAGCAGCCCCCCAUCCUGAUGCCCAGCUUCGUCUGUCCCAUGUGCCCGGCAGUCUUCACCGCCAAGUCGGAGCUGUUCGUGCAUCUGCGGGUCAAGCAUCCGGAUUCGGUGGCCCUGAUGUGCGGCAUGUGUAUGCAGCAGACCAGCACCUCCCUGAAUUUGCGCUCCCACGUGGAGACCUGUGCCCAGUCGCACCACUUCAACUCCCAGUACACGUGCCAGCUCUGUUUCUAUGCCGACGACGAUCUGGAGCUGGUGGAGAAUCAUGUGCCCGUCCACCACUUCUUGGUGGAGAUGUGCGCCAAGCAGAACGUCAAGUUCGAGCCCCUGCAGUACGUGAAACAAGGCCCGGGUCGCCCCAACAUGCUGUUCUGCGAGCUGUGUCGCACCGACGAUUUCCGGGGCUUCAAGGAGUUCAGUACUCAUCGCAGGCUGGCCCACUCAAUUUUCCACUGCGAUUUGUGCACCAAAUUGUACGGUCGCAACUCCCACCUGUGGAAACACGUGAACAGGCUCCACAAAGGCCACUCGCGCAUCACCUGCCAGCUGUGCUUCAAGACCAGCGCCUCCGAGUACCACCUGCAGCAGCACUUCAACAAAAUCCACGGGCCCAAGGUCAUAAAAACCACCCCGGGCAAGGAGCAGCUCAUGGCCGGCGACCACGAGGACUUUAUGACUCAGAAGUUCCAAGGCUUCGACUUCCAGUCGGUGAAGCAGAGCUUCAUGAAGCAGGAACUGCUCAAGCAACAAAAGCCUACCCUCAAAACUCCCGUUUUGGACCGCAGCAACUCGGACACCAACUCCAACAGUCACUGCUCCGACAGGGACGAGGGCAACGAAGUGGCGGACGCCCCCAAGGCCAUCGACUCAACCAGCGACCUCUACACCAACAUCAUCACCAAUUACACGCCCCCCGUUAAUGUGGGGGAUCAUAAAUGCCCCAAGUGCGGCAAGAACUUCCAAAAGAAGCCGAUGCUGAAGAAGCACAAGAAAAACUGCAGGCCCAGGCUGCAGAAGGACCUGUUGACGCGUUGCAAGAGCUGCGCCAGGGUGUUCAAGGACAGGCAGAGCCUCACCAAGCACCUGGACAAUUACCACUCGGACUACGCCUGCGAGAUAUGCAACGUGAAGGUGCAGAGCAAGUGCGAAAUAGUCUCGCACAUCAGGUUCAGCCAUCCGCAGUGCCACCUCGUGUGCAAGCACUGCGACAACAUACUGCGCAGCCGGGAGGACAUGUCCCAACACCUGGCCAACCACAACGAGUCAUUUAUUUGCCAGUUCUGCGCCGACUCGAUACCCAGCAAAAUCAAGCUCAAGAUGCACGUGCUGAGCCUGCACCGCAAGAUACUGAGUCUGAGCUGCGGCGUGUGCCUGAAGCUGUUCGAGACCCAGCACAUUUUGCGCGACCACGUCCGGCUGGUGCACAAGGACCAGCUGUCGCCUCUGACCUCCUGCACGGUCUGCGGCAAGAACUACGGUUCCAAGUGGAAGACGUUCGACCACCUGAACAAGAGUCACGGGAAGAUCUUCAAGGCGUGCAGGAUAUGCCUGGAGGUGUUCAACGGCGACGACGAGCUGCAGACGCACACCGAAACGGCCCACUUGAACAACUCGUUUAAGCUGAACAAGAAGACGGAGAAGGCCCAUGAGGCGGAUGAGCGGGAGGAGAAGAAGGACAACGAUCACACGGAGUACGACAACGAAACGGACGACGAGGAGGAGGGUGAGGAGUACGACUCGAACGAGGAGUGCGGCGACGACAACGGGGAGGAGUCGAAGUACGCGUUGGCGCAGGAGCUGAAGAUGUCGCUGCUGGAGAAGCGACUCACGGGCAAGAAGCUGACGGAGGAGGAGGCCAAACCCAUCAGUCCGUCCAAGAGGCAGAAGAACACGAGGACGAGGCGGGACAGGGACAAGUCCGAGGACGAUGCGGUGGCCAAUCCCCAGCACACUAGCUCCAAGCGCACCGUCUACGUUAACAGUAACGAUCCGUCGUACUGUGAGAUAUGCUUUAAGAACUGGCCGGCUAAGAAGCACCUGUGGCAACACUACAUCCGGUGUCACAAGACUGAGGCGGCCACAGUUUGUGGUAUUUGCCUGAAGACGAACGACAGCUACGAAGCGUUGCAGCGUCAUUUACAGGAGACGCAUCCCACGUUGCUCCAUGGACAGGGGUACGGGUCGAAUUUUAUAUGCAGGAUUUGUGGGAGGUAUCACAACGCCAGCUCCAAGCUUCGACUGCACAUGGCGAUUCACGAGAACUUCGACUGGAGCAUCCUGUCGUCCAAAGAGGACGACAAACUGGACAAUAAAGACUCCAAGGAUGAAGUCAAUGGAUAUGGUUACGACGACCAUAAGUUGCACGAAGAAGCGGAUCUCGAUGACGUCAAGUACGAGAACGACAUCGAGAGCAUUAAUUAUGAGGACGACAUUGAGCAGGUGGAGCUGUCUGAGGACAGUGAUGGUGAGGCUAAUGAUGGUAAGGAAGACACAUCCUCGGACGACGAUGAGGAGGACGAGGAUGAAGAAGAGGAAGAUGAUGAAAGUGACAACGAGAACGUAGCCAACAGCAGCGAUUCACUGAGCGUUAAGAGUGAGCCUACAGAUGACGACGACGACGAGGAGGAGGAGGAAAUGGGCACGGAAGAUGGCAACAGUGAGUCCGAGUGGACGUCAAGGAAUAUGUUCGGGCGUAAGCCCGAAGAGCUCGACUCAGCCAUCAAGUCCAUCAGCUAUGGUUGUGAGGAGAGGAUUGACGAUGAGGUGGAGGAGGAGUACGAGAUGCAGUCGCCGGCUUUGAACGAAAACGAACUGGCUUCGGCUGUCGGCAGCAUAUUGUAAAGUUAUGGACAAAUAGGAAUUUUUAAUGUAAACGUCUCCGAUUUAUACUGGAAUUAAGGACAUUAAUAUUUGUAACCACAUUUACAAAAAUUUAUUUAUUAUUUAUGUUGUAUUGACGUCAAUUUAAGCCCAGUUUGCUGCAACCCGCAGCUGUUAUUGUUAAUUUGCCAGGAUUUUUUGGGCAGUUACUCCCCCCCCCCCCCCAGUUGGCACGACGGACACGUUCUCCAACACGAAAUGUAUGAUCUCACCGGGAACGUCUUCGACUUGGCCCCACAAUUUAAAAUAACUUGGAUGUGUAUAGCCACUUUUUAACUGUUUCAAAAGCUUUACCGAUUGGUCUCAUUUAAAUGUAGUGUUUGAUUGUGGUUCACCGACGUACCGUCGACGAAUCUUUUAAUCCGUACGUUUUUAGCUUUUAAUAAGUUAUUUUUUGUAUAUAUGUGAAUGAAAAAAAAAAUACUCACUGUAUUUGAACACCUUUUGAAAUUAGUAUGGAAAAGGGGUUCAUGGAUUAACCAGGACGGGCAAGGAUACGUUUCUUGUCCAUUUUGGUUAAUUACGAAAGAAGUUCUUUUAAUUGCUCACGCAUUCUACCCCCCGUAUAAUUGUAAGACUUAUUUCGAUCAUUCCAUUAUUUGUCGAGUUUAAUCUGAGCAGGCGGUCUCGUUCUUGUCUACAUUUAUUAAGUCAUUUUUCGAUUAGAACGAGUGUGGGUGCUAAAAUAUACCAAAUUUACAUGCAACGAGCCCCCCUGCACUUUACGGUUCAUUAAUUUAAUACCUCCUUAUAAUAAUGUGAUUGAAAAAUGCCAUAUAAAUUAUUUAAUAUUUUUUUACCAGUUUUUUGUAUAUAAAUGAUACAUUUUUUUUGUAGGACUGUUUUGUUGCCGGCGUUGGUCGGCCAAAUUUUUUUGAGACUGUUAUUUUUAUUUGAUUUAAGCUUAUUUGUAGAAUAGUCGUUUUAUAUUUAUUUUUUGGACUCAUUUUCUAUUCUCUACACUUAAGUCAUUCCUUUCUAUAAUCUAAAAAAGUAAUUAAGAUUAUACGUGUAUAUAAAAUGAUAAGUAAUAAAUAUUUUGUAAAUUAA